AUAUGAAUGAGGAGCGGUUGGGUGAUGCUGGUGGAGCAGACAAUACUGAGACCUACAGUGAGAAAGACACAGACCAAAGGAGUUCCCCAGACAUAACUAAAGCCAAAAGUUGCUUCACUCCUGAAAGCCCUGAAAUUGUUUCAGUGGAUGAGGUCGGUUAUGCAGUUCAGAAAAAUGGUGGGAGCACAGAGAGUCGUCCAGACAGCCCCAAGUACCACCCAGAGCAGAACCACCUCCUGAUAGAAGGUCCUUCAGGGACAGUUUCUUUACCUUUCAGUUUGAAAGCCAACAGGCCUCCGCUUGAAGUCUUGAAAAAGAUCUUCCCUAACCAAAAGCCAGCUGUGCUGGAAUUGAUCCUGAAGGGGUGCGGUGGUGAUUUGGUGAGUGCUGUAGAAGUUCUCCUGUCGAGUCGUUCUUCAGUGGCUGGUGGAGAGAGAACUUCUGCAGAAUCAGAUGGUCUUGUUUUGCCUUCCAACGGGCACAUUUUUGAACACACACUAAGUUCGUACCCUAUUUCCUCUUCCAAGUGGUCCGUGGGCUCAGCAUUUAGGGUUCCUGACACGCUGAGGUUCUCUGCUGAUUCCAGUAACGUCAUGCCAAAUCCUCUGGCCGUACCUUUGCAGCACCCUUUCCCUCAGCCACCACGCUACCCACUGAUGCUGAGGAACACACUGGCAAGAAACCAGUCCAGCCCGUUCCUGCCCAAUGAUGUCACCCUGUGGAACACCAUGACACUGCAGCAGCAGUACCAGCUGCGAUCUCAGUAUGUCAGCCCUUUCUCCAGCAACUCGGCCAGCGUUUUCCGAAGCUCACCUGUCCUUCCUUCCCGCUCUUCAGAAGACCCUAGAAUCUCAAUCCCUGAUGACGGGUGUCCUAUUGUGUCUAAGCAACCGAUUUACACAGAAGAUGAGUAUGAUGAAAGGUCUGAUUCUUCAGACUCAAGAAUACUCAACACAUCUUCUUAGACUGACAUUUGACACACAAUAGCUAAGUGAUACUCGCAGUGCAGCUGAACUACGGGGCCCUAAGAGGAGGGACACUACUCUACGAAACCCUUGCAAUUGUAUUAAAAGGUGACUUUGCUUGGUAUUGUACUGUAGCAAUAAAGACAUAACUUAUUUAAUUUCUUGCACUUCACUGGAUAAUGCCAAAUAGCAAUAC
This is a messenger RNA of Merops nubicus (carmine bee-eater), 1161 nucleotides long. RefSeq names its product doublesex and mab-3 related transcription factor 3 (gene DMRT3). The transcript has a single exon. The annotation marks the transcript as partial. Gene Ontology annotation, molecular function: protein binding. The record is from RefSeq and is a predicted model, not a curated record. NCBI's taxonomy places the organism in Eukaryota, Metazoa, Chordata, Aves, Coraciiformes, Meropidae.